Messenger RNA from Capsicum annuum, 1041 nucleotides. Its product is annotated as selT-like protein. Bases 121 to 807 code for a protein of 228 amino acids. Gene Ontology annotation, cellular component: endoplasmic reticulum membrane. NCBI's taxonomy places the organism in Eukaryota, Viridiplantae, Streptophyta, Magnoliopsida, Solanales, Solanaceae. Gene Ontology annotation, biological process: cell redox homeostasis. The record is from RefSeq and is a predicted model, not a curated record. The transcript is spliced from 4 exons. Gene Ontology annotation, molecular function: thioredoxin-disulfide reductase (NADPH) activity.
UAAAUUAAUACGCCUGCAACACCAUCUUUUGUGAUUUGCUCAUAAAAUACCCUCGCCUCUUCAAGGAGAAGAAAAAGAAAAAUUCCCGCAUCCCCACGCCCCCCUCUCCCUCUCUCUCCAAUGGAUCGAAGUCAGCUUCUUCUGGUGGGUUUACCGCUUUUCCUUAUCAUCUCUGAUCUCUUCCAACUAUUUACUCCUCCUCAAAAACCCACUUCCGAUCACCACCAUCACCAUCACCACCAACCGCCGCCAGUGAUUCAACAACCUCACACUCUUGAAUUCCCUGCUCAGAAAAUUGGUGGUGGUAUUGGUGCUGUUGGUAUUGGUAAUACUGUCACCAUUGAUUUCUGCUCUUCUUGUUCUUACAGAGGGACAGCUGUGACAAUGAAAAACAUGUUGGAUAGUCAAUUUCCUGGGAUCCAUGUUGUCCUUGCUAACUAUCCUCCUCCACUUCCAAAACGUUUGUUGGGCAAAGUAGUACCUGUUUUCCAAUUUGGUGUCAUUGGCCUUGUAAUGGCUGGUGAACAAAUAUUUCCUAAGUUGGGAUAUGCGGUACCACCUCCGUGGUUCUAUCAGUUGCGUGCAAACAGAUUUGGGACUAUGGCAACCACUUGGCUGUUGGGAAAUUUCUUUCAGUCCAUGCUGCAAAGUUCUGGUGCUUUUGAAGUGUAUUGUAAUGGUGAACUGGUUUUCUCUAAACUAAAAGAGAAUAGGUUUCCUGGUGAACUCGAGCUGAAAGAUCUAGUCGCCAGAAGGAUUAUUAACUCAGGGGUAGUGGAUGGCCUUGGUGCAUCUUCCUGGUCGUAGAUGUGGAGAUUUCACGAGAUCAAUUGCUCCACAUUAACUCAGAUGUUGUGGUCUUCCAGUAGUGAUAGUGAUAGACAUACAUACAAUGAAAAGAUCCAACAGCCUCUUCAGAAAUUGUUGUUUUGCGGCAAAUGCUUUAUUCUAGGGACUGGUUAUGGUAUCUAUAUAAAUAACUCUAUGGAAGGUUUUUCCUUGUGACAUUUGAUUUUUAUAAUGUACAAACACUUCCUCCCA